Molecule: messenger RNA, 540 nt
Organism: Saccharomyces kudriavzevii IFO 1802
Lineage: Eukaryota; Fungi; Ascomycota; Saccharomycetes; Saccharomycetales; Saccharomycetaceae
Exons: 1
Coding region: 1-540 (179 amino acids)
Biological process (GO): post-translational protein targeting to endoplasmic reticulum membrane
Cellular component (GO): TRC complex
Source: RefSeq, a predicted model, not a curated record
AUGGUCGUUUUAGAUAAAAAAUUAUUGGGAAGGUUAACUUCUCGCACGGUUCCAUUAGAGGAGUUAGAAGAUAUGGAAAAACGUUGCUUGUUGUCUACUUUCACAUGUCAAGAUGCCUUCGAUCUAGGAAAUUACGUGAGAAACGCGGUCAAGGAGAACUUUCCAGAGAAAGCGGUUGCAAUUGAUAUCUCCUUACCAAAUGGACAUUGCUUAUUUCGUACAGUAACGUACGGCGGUAGUGCGUUGGAUAAUGAUUUUUGGAUCCAAAGGAAGAGAAAGACAGCGAUUCGAUUCGGACAUUCGAGCUUCUACAUGGGUUGCAAAAAAGGAGACAAACUACCUGAAGAAAAAUUCUUCUUAGAUUCAAAGGAAUAUGCUUUUCAUGGUGGUGCUGUCUUAAUUCAAUCCGAAAAAAGUGACUACCCAUAUGCUUGCUUAACUAUAAGCGGAUUGAAACAGGAAGAAGACCACUUGAUGGCGGUCACUUCUUUAAUCGCUUUCUCCAAUGAAAGCCUAGAAGAAGACUUGAAUUUGGAUUAA